UGGACUGAAGCAGUGGGGCAGAGAUCCUCCACAAGGAAGUCGGAGAUCGAUAGUCAGACAGAAAGUUGCUGCUGAAGAAGGUUCUGAAUCAUAAUAAUCUACACCCAUUUAUGGGCAACACAGAGACAAUCGUAAGGGCAAUUUAGAGCGUCAUGUUUCCGGACUGUGGAAGAUAGCCGGGGAACCCGGAGACAACCCACGCAUGCUCGGGAAGAACACGCGAACUCCCUGCAGAAACACUCCAGGACCAUCGUGCUGCAAGGCAACAGUCCUACCAGCUGCACGACCCUGCAGUCUGGGGCUUUUCCAAAUUCAUUGAAAUAAAUGGUGAGAUAGUUUGAUGUUGUUCCACUGAGGAACAGCCGAGGCUGAAUUUACUUCAUGUAGAGACUUGCUGCUAAACUCUAGAAUUUUCAAUUCGCCCUCAUGAGUAAAAUCAGCGUAUUUAAAAAGCUGUUAUCAGGAAACAUUGUCUCUCUGCUGCCCUGUAGUGGUUCUGGACGUCUCUAUGCUGCCCUGUAGUGGUUCUGGACGUCUCUCUGCUGCCCUGUAGUGGUUCUGGACGUCUCUCUGCUGCCCUGUAGUGGUUCUGGACGUCUCUCUGCUGCCCUGUAGUGGUUCUGGACGUCUCUCUGCUGCCCUGUAGUGGUUCUGGACGUCUCUAUGCUGCCCUGUAGUGGUUCUGGACCUCUCUCUGCAGCACUCUGUGGUGGUUCGGAACGUCUCUCUGCUGCCCUCUGUGGUGGUUCUGGACGUCUCUCUGCUGCACUCUGUGGUGGUUCGGAACGUCUCUCUGCUGCCGUCUAGUGGUGGUUCUGGACCUCUCUCUGCAGCACUCUGUGGUGGUUCGGAACGUCUCUCUGCUGCCCUCUGUGGUGGUUCUGGACGUCUCUCUGCUGCACUCUGUGGUGGUUCGGAACGUCUCUCUGCUGCCGUCUAGUGGUGGUUCUGGACCUCUCUCUGCAGCACUCUGUGGUGGUUCUGGACGUCUCUCUGCUGCCGUCUAGUGGUGGUUCUGGACCUCUCUCUGCAGCACUCUGUGGUGGUUCGGAACGUCAGAGGGAAUUUCCAGUAGAGAAGAACUCCACUCUAUUCUUGGUGUCACCUGGAGUUUUGUCUAGGUUGGACUGGAUGAAACAUUUCGGGUCUCUCUGAGCAGAGAUGGUGUUCUGGAACUGAAACCAGCCGUUUAGUGGGUCGACGGGUUCUGCGUGGGGAGGAAAUAAUGACGGACAUGCGUGAAAUGAAGUGAAGCGGAACGAACCAACUGUCACACUUCAAACUGACUUCCACCUGAGCGACCAGACCAGAUUUUAAACUGUUAGUGUACCUGGAACGUUUGUGUGAUCUCUGCAGACACGAUGGCAGCUGACGACCACUACCUUCAUGCCUCCAACCAGAUUUUUGCCAACAUGAUCAACGACUCGCCCUGGGAGUUGUCCCAGUUUGCAACAAUGCCUCAUACGACAUCUCUGCAGUCAGUGGAUGGACCGUUCCUGCAGAUUGUGGAGCAGCCCAAACAGCGCGGCUUCAGGUUCAGGUACGGCUGUGAAGGUCCAUCUCACGGCGGGCUGCCGGGAGCCUCCAGUGAGAAGAACAGGAAGACCUACCCAACCGUGAAGAUCUGUAACUACCAGGGUCAGGCUCGAGUCGUGGUCCAACUGGUGACAGCGUUGACCCCGCUGCCUCAGCUGCAUGCUCACAGUCUGGUGGGGAAGCAGUGUGAGAAAGGCAUCUGCAUCGCUGACCUGCAGUCCAAAGACUCCACCAUCAGUUUUCCCAACUUGGGCAUUCUCCAUGUGACGAAGAAGAACGUGGCGAAGACUCUGGAGGAGAGGAUGGUCGAGGCCUUUAGGAUGGGAUACAACUGUGGAGUCUCCAUCCACCCUGACAUCGACAUCCUGCAGGGAGAGGUCCGAGUCCCACGGGAACUUAACGACCACCAGCGCACCGUGAUCAGCAGCGCAGCAGCCAACCAGGCCAAAGAGAUGGACCUCAGUGUGGUCCGCCUCAUAUUCACGGCGUUCCUCCCUGACAGUGAUGGAGGUUUCUCCCGACGACUCGAGCCAGUGGUGUCUGAGCCCAUCUACGACAGCAAGGCUCCAAAUGCCUCCAACCUGAAGAUUGUAAGGAUGGAUCGGACCGCCGGAUGUGUGACGGGAGGAGAGGAGGUCUACCUGCUCUGUGACAAAGUUCAGAAAGAUGAUAUCCAGGUGCGGUUCUAUGAGGAAGAUGACUCGGGGUUGAUCUGGGAGGCUCUGGGAGAUUUCUCCCCCACAGAUGUCCACAGACAGUUCGCCAUCGUCUUCAAGACCCCAAAGUAUCGAGACCAGAAUCUGCAGAAGCCGACGUCUGUCUUUGUCCAGUUAAAGAGGAAGUCUGACAACGAGACCAGCGAGCCCAAACCCUUCACCUACCAUCCCCAGGUUAUAGAUAAGGAGGAGGUGCAGAGGAAGAGGCAGAAGACUUUGCCGAAUUUUCAGGACUUCAGUGGAGGAGGUGGAGGACUGUAUCGAGGAGGAGGUCCUACUGCCGGAGGAGGAGGACCUGGCUCAGCAGGAGGAGGAGGAUACUAUCAGGGUUUCACCUCCUACAACUACGGAGGAGGAGGAGGAGGAGGAGGAGGUGGAGGUGGAGGAGGCUUCUCCACGGCAUACUCAGCUGGUCUUGGAGGAGGCGGCAUGAAGCACGCUUUGCGGAGUGAUGCUGCAGACGACAGCGAUCCAGAUGAUGACCCAACGUCGGGGGCUGUGGUGCGAGGUUCCACCCAGCCUGGAGGACGAGAGGAGGAGGAGAGGAGUAAGGAGGGCGGGACCAGUGUGGAGCCAGGAGCAGACGAUCUGCUGAUGGAGGCGACCCGCAUGCAGCUUGAUGCUCUCUUCCGGUACUCCAUCACUGGCGAUUCAGCAUACCUGCUGGCUCCACAGCGCCCCCUCAUGAUGGCUCAGAACGAGGAUGGAGACACUGGCCUUCAUCUAGCAGUUCUGCACAGCCAGCAGGAGGCGCUGAUGAGUCUGACACAGGUGGUGUCUGCACUGGCUGGAGAGGAGGUGCUCAACAUGAGGAACCACCUGUACCAGACUCCCCUGCACCUGGCGGUCAUCACUCAGCAGAAGGAGGCAGCAGAAGUGCUGCUGCUGGCCGGCGCUGACCCGACUCUAACCGAUUGUCGUGGUAACACGGUUCUUCACCUGGCGGCGCAGCAGGAAGGAGGUGGGAUGGUGGAGCUUUUACUGCGACGCAGAGAGCUGAGGAAGCUGCUGCAGUGCAGCAACACAGCAGGUCUGUGUGCCAUACACCUGGCAGUUCUGGCCGAUAGGCUGCAGGCUCUCAGGGAGCUGCUGGCAGGUGGGGCCGACGUGGAGGCUCAGGAGCGUAGCUGUGGACGGACCGCCCUCCACCUCGCCACGGAGACCAACAACGUGUCGCUGGCCGGCUGCCUGCUGUUGGAGGGAAACGCUAAGGUGGACUGCUGCACCUUCAACGGCUCCGCCCCUCUCCACAUUGCUGCAGGGCGAGGCUCGGUCAAGCUCACAGCUCUCCUCAUGGCUGCAGGUGCCGACCCUCAGAGGGAGAACUUUGAGCCACUCUUCUUCAGGGAGGAGGAGGAGGAGGACUGUGAGGGUGACGACGAUGAAGGCUACAUCCCAGGAACAACUCCAGUCAACAUGGCUACCUCGUCUGAGGUUCUGGAUCUUCUCAACGGUCACGAGUACAAACCAAAAACCCAGCAAGCCUUCGUCCCUCCUGAGGGCGACCUGUCGGGCCUGGACGCUCAGGUGAAGCAAGCUGUGUGCAGAGCUCUGGAGACUGGAGGAUGCUGGGAGAACCUGGCUCACAGCCUCGGCCUCGGCAUCCUGAACACGGCCUUCCGACUGAGCCCAUCUCCAGCCAAAACUCUGCUGGACAGCUAUGAGGUUUCUGGUGGAACCAUCUCGGAUCUGCUGACUGCUCUCAGGUCUGCUGGGGAAUGCAAGGCACUGAGCAUCCUGAAGGAGGCACUGUGUCAGAACCAGGGGAGGAGCGGUGACCCAGCAGCUGAAGAUCUGUGCCCCCAGGUUCAGAACCUCAAGGUGGAUGCUCAGAUUGACAGCGGGGUGUGCGACAGUGGGGUGGAGCUCUCCACAGUGUAACCAUGUGAUUGGUCCAGCUGCAGGUUCAUGACUUCUCCACCUCCUCAUCAUAACUUGUCAAGGCUUAAAGUUUCUCAUCCAACUUUUUUCAAAGAACUUUUGAUCCGAUCGGACCACUGAACUCUGAUUUUUACUGACAGGAAAGAAAACCGCUGCUGCAGCGCUGCUUCCUGCUUCUAAACAGCCUCCCUGAAACUCUCACAGGCUGAGCUCAGAAAUGAAGAGCAGGAUCACCUUGGUCCUGAUGAAGCAGAGGCCCAAUGGAGCUACAAACCCUGACCUGAUCCAAACGGGUCUGAAUGUUGGAGAUCUUUCAGUGUGGAAAUGUUUCUGCUGUGGAUGAGCAAUCAUUCGGAGCAAAAUGUGAAUCUGUUGAGGACCCAAUCAGCCCUAAACAUCAGACCUGCUUUUAUUCCUCAUGGUUCACACGUCUAAUUAGGUGGAUGAUUGGAUCAGAACCAUGUGGUUAGCAGCAGCAGGAAGACUCAAAACAUGUGGAAAACAUCUGGAAUCACAGCUUCCAGGGAAAAUCAUUUAGUUUAUUUUAUGGACUAAAAAUAACCAGCUGAACAUUUUGUAACGGCACCGCUGGUCCUGUGAGAACCGGACGGUCCAGUCAUUAGGCGAGAGGCAGGGUCCAAUCUGGACAGAUCGCCGGUCCAUCACAGAACCACUCACACACUCAUACCUGGGGCAAUUUAGAGAGACCAGUUAACCCAACUGUCAUGUUUCUGGACCGUAGGAGGAAGCUGGAGAACCCGGAGAGAACCCACACCUGCACAGGUAGAACAUGCAAACUCCAUGCAGAAGGCAGCAGUGCUACCCACUGUGCCACCAUGCAGCCCAGUCUAAACUUUUAGGUUGGAGACUGGAAUAAAACUCUCCAUCCUGCAAAACUGAUCCGUCAGCUACUGAAUGACAGAGGUGGAACCAGACUGAGGAGUUCAGUGGUCGGGAUUAUUCUCCUGUUCUUCCAUCUAAAAAUGAUCUGAAUUCAUAAGAUUUAUCAUCUUCAUCUGAUCUAAGAUCACUGGUCCAGGAGUGAAAUUCAGACAUCCUUCUCCUCAGCAACACUCCUCGAUGUUCCCUGGCCAGAUGGGAUAUUUAGAGAUGUUUCCUGAUCAGAUGGAGCUCCUCAGACGGCCCCUUUCACUGUGGAGCAGCAGCAGCUCUACUCCAAGCUUCCUCCGCCAGAGGAAGAUUUUGGCUGCUUGAAUCCAGGAUCUGGUUCUUUUAAGUCCUUAGAACCUUAGGUGAGAGUUGGAACAUAGCUGGUGCAGUAAAUCCAGACCUUCAGAACCUUCUCCCUGCAGCCAAAGCCCCAAUCAGCUUAUUCGUUCUGCCAUCUCUCAGGAACAAGACACCAGGAUGAUCGAACUCCUCUGCUCGAUGAAGACCUGAAGGUAGCUGGUUCUGUGGCCUUUGUUUCAUGGUUCCUGGCACCAGAAUGUUCUGCUGAUUUUUCUGGACAUAAACCAGCUGAAUGAUCUCUGCUCUGUAGCUGUGAUUCUGGAUAUUUUGCAGCCUCCCUCCUCCUGAACGUUCAUGAAGCUGAACAUGGACCUUCUCUCCCUGCAUGUUUGGUUUCUGAACAGAUUCAGUUCAUUUUCGUUUUUGUUUUACGGACUUCAUGUUUCUCUACUCUUUGUUUCUUUAUGAGCUAAACCAGAAGAUGAGUGCCUUCCUGGAUAACGAAAACCACAAGUGAUUGUGGGAAAUGUAGUUUCUACAUAUUUAUGUCCUGCCUGCUCUGUACAGUUAUCAUCUUUAACUUGUAGUUCAUUUUUUAAAUAAAGUUUUUUUUUUAUAUUUUGAGACUGA
Messenger RNA from Girardinichthys multiradiatus, 5954 nucleotides. RefSeq names its product nuclear factor of kappa light polypeptide gene enhancer in B-cells 1 (gene nfkb1). The transcript has 23 exons. Gene Ontology annotation, cellular component: cytoplasm. The record is from RefSeq and is a predicted model, not a curated record. Lineage: Eukaryota; Metazoa; Chordata; Actinopteri; Cyprinodontiformes; Goodeidae. The coding region runs from base 1362 to 4133 and encodes 923 amino acids. Gene Ontology annotation, molecular function: DNA-binding transcription factor activity, RNA polymerase II-specific; RNA polymerase II cis-regulatory region sequence-specific DNA binding; protein binding. Gene Ontology annotation, biological process: canonical NF-kappaB signal transduction; cellular response to stress; inflammatory response.